Paramecium octaurelia is the source of this 559-nucleotide messenger RNA. The record is from the annotation of a GenBank genome assembly. Lineage: Eukaryota; Ciliophora; Oligohymenophorea; Peniculida; Parameciidae.
AUUAAAUAUCUAUUUUAAAUUAAUGUCUUAAUCAGUGCUUUGGGAAGUAGUUAAGGGCAACAAUGCUUUUUUGGUCAAGAGAAACGGAUUGACACUCUCAACCGAUCCAUUCAACAACACUGGAGUUUAAACAUACAGCAGCACAGGUACAGAGCCUAUGUUAAUAUAAAAAAGGAUUCAUUACAUAAAAUGCUAUUGGAGUAGUACCAACAUAAGCAAAGGUUAAUUAAAUCAACAAUGUGAAUUUGGUUGCCAGAAAGAGCACCAAAUUCCAAUAGGCUGACAGAAAGACCAAGAAUACUCAAUCAGUUUAUGCUUCAACCUUGAGUGUCAAACACGGAAUCCACACAGCCUCAAGAGUAUGUCAUGUCUUAUCAACCCUAGGUAAUCAGAAAGAGAUUCGGCACAAGAAGACUCGGAUUGUAGAAGGCAGCUCUCAGAAAAUUGGUCAAAUUGAACAGAGCCAAUGCUGUCAGAAGAAGAAACGAAAUUGCUGCAUCUAAGGCAUAAAAGAAAUGAUUUGCAUUAUCAAACGAUGUACAAUACAUAUAUAUAUAUA